UGCCCUUAUUUGCUUCCGUCUACUAGUAUCGGAGACUCCAUUGAAGCGUUCCUAGAAGAAAUAAAAAAUCCCAAUUUUGAAUUGAAAACCCUAGAUCUGAUCAGAUUGUAGUCUAUGUGUGUUGUCAAUUUGUGAAUUGGAGCAACCCCUUGAUCGGUUUCAGAGAUGCCGGUGGCUGCUUCCGCCAUCUACUUUUUAAAUCUCCGUGGUGAUGUUCUCAUCAAUCGUCUCUAUCGUGAUGAUGUUGGGGGAAAUAUGGUGGAUGCCUUUAGAAUGCACAUAAUGCAAACAAAGGAACUAGGCACAUGUCCUGUGCGGCAGAUUGGAGGUUGCUCUUUCUUCUAUAUGAGAAUUAGCAAUGUUUACAUUGUGAUUGUUGUCAGCAGCAAUGCCAAUGUCGCAUGCGCGUUCAAGUUUGUUGUUGAGGCCGUUUCUUUAUUCAAAUCUUACUUUGGGGGUGCUUUCGAUGAGGAUGCCAUCCGCAAUAACUUUGUUUUGAUAUACGAGUUGUUGGACGAAAUUAUGGACUUCGGUUAUCCACAAAAUCUUUCCCCUGAAAUAUUGAAGCUUUACAUUACUCAGGAAGGUGUACGGUCACCAUUCUCAUCCAAGCCUACAGAUAAGCCUGUUCCCAAUGCAACUUUACAAGUAACUGGUGCUGUUGGCUGGCGUAGAGAGGGUCUUGUUUAUAAAAAGAAUGAGGUGUUUCUGGAUAUUGUGGAAAGUGUUAAUCUUCUUAUGUCUUCAAAAGGUAGUGUACUACGUUGUGACGUAACUGGAAAAGUUCUUAUGAAAUGUUUCCUUUCGGGAAUGCCUGAUUUGAAGUUGGGAUUAAAUGACAAAAUUGGACUUGAGAAAGAGUCUCAACUUAAGUCACGGCCUACUAAGAGUGGCAAAAGUAUUGAGCUCGAUGAUGUUACUUUCCAUCAAUGUGUAAACUUGACCAGGUUUAAUUCAGAGAAGACUGUGAGCUUUGUGCCCCCGGAUGGUGAAUUCGAACUGAUGAAGUAUCGGAUCACUGAGGGUGUAACUCUUCCAUUCCGGGUAUUGCCUACCAUCAAAGAAUUGGGGAGGACACGCAUGGAAGUAAAUGUUAAGGUCAAGAGUGUCUUCGGUGCAAAAAUGUUUGCACUUGGAGUUGUAAUUAAGAUUCCGGUACCGAAACAAACAGCCAAAACAAAUUUUCAAGUGACAUCAGGCCGUGCAAAGUAUAAUGCUUCUAUUGACUGCUUGGUGUGGAAGAUAAGGAAGUUUCCGGGACAAACUGAGCCAACAUUGAGUGCAGAAGUGGAGUUGAUUUCAACGAUUGCAGAAAAGAAGUCAUGGACUAGGCCACCAAUACAGAUGGAAUUUCAGGUUCCUAUGUUUACGGCAUCUGGAUUACGAGUCAGAUUUCUGAAGGUAUGGGAGAAGAGUGGUUACAAUACUGUGGAGUGGGUUAGGUAUAUUACCAAAGCCGGUUCAUACGAGAUCAGAUGCUAGAUAUAGUGACGUGAUAAUACGUUUGGAUGUCGUGAACCUAUUGGAGUCGGGAUACAUAGUCGAGCUUGUUUAUUCUGACCACUCCAUCGUGAUGAAGAAGUCAUCUCGAUCGUAUAACGUCAGGUACAUUUUGUUUUUAAAAUUAUGUUUGGGAUUACAGAACAAUCGAUUCCAUUCAAAAUUCGUGUUGUAAAGGCGUGUUCUCUGUUAGGAGCAUGAGGUCCCCCCCCUCCUUUCUUUAAAUGCAGUUUGUAUGGGUUGCGAUGAAUACGGAUCGAGUGAUGUAUUAUACGACUAUAGUAUGUCUUGCACAGUGUUUGUGUAAUUUCGGGAGGGAGGAUAAUUGGUUUUGUAUGAUCAUUGGUUUGAUGUUUGUAGUUUAUAAAUUUUGUUUUCAUUAUUGCU
Molecule: messenger RNA, 1887 nt
Organism: Cynara cardunculus var. scolymus (artichoke)
Lineage: Eukaryota; Viridiplantae; Streptophyta; Magnoliopsida; Asterales; Asteraceae
Product: AP-2 complex subunit mu-like
Exons: 13
Coding region: 166-1482 (438 amino acids)
Biological process (GO): intracellular protein transport; endocytosis
Cellular component (GO): cytoplasmic vesicle; clathrin adaptor complex
Source: RefSeq, a predicted model, not a curated record